UCGUUAUCCAUCCAAUUCCAGAUCCAUUUCCAUCUAUUGGUCAAGACUUGUAAAAGACUUAAAAGAGGAGAGAGGAUAGUGAUAGUGAAUAGUGAUUGAUAUCUGCACGUUCACGCGAAACGGCAGUCUCAUCUCAUCAUAUUCUUGCUUGCUGCGUUGCUUACAUCAACUUUUCUUUGGGUCCGACGUGUCCUUACGGUCUCAACUUUGCGUUUCUGUUCUCCACCGCUUCAAAUUGAAUUUUCAAUUCAUCGUUCACUCUUCUUCUUCUUCUUCUUCUUCUUCUUCUUUAAAUUAACUUUUCCCACCUUACUAACUCUAUUCUCAAUUUUGAACUCUCCCUCCCUUCUAUCCGUCUGUCCUGACUUGUUCGGUUCGUUGGUUGCUCUGAAGGAGCAGAGAAGGGAUUUUGCAUGACGAGUGCUUCGGAGCUUUUCUAUGUCCGCAGGUCUCGCGCAGGCCGAAAUACCACUGAAUUAGGGCUCUUUUCCGCUACCGAUCGAAAUCUCCACCAGAACCGUCGCCAUACUUACCAACGCAGCGACGACUGCGAUCCGUUACGGCGAUCUUCGCAUGUCAGGCAUCUCUGUUCUCCUGGAUUUCAUACGGGGCGAGAAGCUUCUAGGAUCAACCAUGGUGGUAGCCAAUCUGGUACAGGCAACAGCACUGGUACAGAAACUUCAAGUAGAAGAACCGACAGAUUGAGAUUCUCUAGUGGCAACAGACUUCCUGGAGCUGUAAUACAGGCAAGGGAAAGACUCCUUGAGAGAUUGAGAGGUGUAUCUCUUUCUGGAAACAGAUCAACCACUUGCUGUUCAGCAAGAAUGGUGGCGUUAGAGAUGACAUUGCUAGCCAAUUACAGUGUAGGUGCAAAGCAGGGGUGGAUCAACACCAAGCAUUUCUUGGGAUGAAUUUGCAUCCAGCGAUGACUGGGAUACUGAAAUUCCAAGGGAAUGGUUACCAGGCAGUGCCUCACUUGGUGGACCAACUGCUCAAGUGGACGCAUUGUCAUCCACGCAAGGCAUGAACCAGAAGAAGCCAGCAGGACUCAGCCGAGAGGAGAUUGACUGUUUGCACAGGGAGAUCUUCAGCUAUACUGGCAAAGGCCCAUUGGAUGCAACGCUAAGGCCAACAAAUGAGUGUAGCAUAUGCCUGGAAAGGUUUCAAGGAGGAGACUGGUUAAUUAGCCUACCCUGUGAGCAUAGGUUUCACUCGGCGUGCUUAGAUCCCUGGGUGCAAAUUUGUGGGGAUUGCCCAUACUGUCGAACGGCAAUUGUUGUAGGUCAUCACCAAAUGGGGAUCAAGAAACCAUUAAAUCCUCACUGAGAUGUUUUUGUAACUUAGUUUUUGUAUCAAUUCGGGUCUCUUUUAGUGGGAGAGAAUAGGACAGUCUGUAAGGAAAUUUACUAAAGUUUGUUGUCGAUAUGAAGGACAUAUAUUUGUGUUUUGUCUGCAAGAAGUGGAAAUAACGGUGGUGAUAUAUUUGGCAUCGAUGCUGAGAAAAUGGUGUUACUGAUAUGUGGGUUGGAAGUACCGGUAUUGGUACCUAUUAUAGGAAGUUCACAUUAGUAUCACAUCAUGUUCUGUUGGUAGCAAAAUCUGGUGUUGCUCUAAAUCACAAUUUUUCAAUUUUCAAGGCA
This is a messenger RNA of Nelumbo nucifera (sacred lotus), 1640 nucleotides long. Lineage: Eukaryota; Viridiplantae; Streptophyta; Magnoliopsida; Proteales; Nelumbonaceae. The record is from RefSeq and is a predicted model, not a curated record.